UCUUAAAAAGGCAACAAAGUACCCCAGCGUGCCUCAGUGAGCCCUCACCGUGGGCUUGCUCCCUUCCACCGACUGACAGGGCAAAGGCAACACGCACUUCCCUCAGCCCUGCCCUUCGACAGAGCUGAGAGGAACUGAGCAGCCUCCCCACUGCCGCCGUGGCGGCAGCUUCCGCCUUGUCUGUCACGCGGAAUGUGGCUUCUGUCCCUCACAGCCUUGGGUCAGACAGCCACAGUGCUUGCUCAGAGGGGAGCCAGGAGCAGAAAGCCAGCAUGGGCUCUGGGGCCAGCAUGCUGAGAGCCCUCCUCCUUCUCCUAGAUGUUGGAGUGUUAGCAACGGGCAAGUCUGCUGGGGCCGAAAUUGAUAUCAAGUACGCCAUCGUCGGGACGGCUGUGGGCCUUGCCAUAUCGGCUGGCUUCUUGGCCCUGAAGAUCUGCAUGAUCAAGAAGCACUUGUUUGAUAAUGACUCCUCGGACCUGAGAAACUCAACCCUGGGCUUCAACGAUUCGGUCACACUAAAGAAGAGAGUCCCAAGAGAUGCACGAGUGAUUGAACUCUAAAUGAGUGGCCUCUUCAGGAGAAGAGGUUGGGAGGUCUGGAGAGCUGCCCACAGCAUCGGUCUCAGAGAUGUCUUGAAUUUGACCUUCCAAAGCUCUUGAAGGAUCUUCAUAUGGAACUCAAUACCCAGGGCAAGUAAUAGAUCUAUAGUGUCUCUGUCUUGAGGGAAAAUAUCGAUUCUCUUCCACAAGAAGCUGACUGCAUAGAGUGAGGCACGAGCACUUUAUCCAGAAGUAAGAAAUAUGGAAGUCAAUAAAUCUAUUCUGCCUAUCCUGGUUCUCCAUGGAGGAGCUGUUCAUGCUUCUAUGAUAGCAUUGUGUCCAUAUCAAUGGAACCUACCCAUAGCAAAUGGCUUAUGGAAAUGGGGACCAAAGUCAAGACACAGCCUCCUUAACACCUCCAUCUAUCAACAGGUAUGCAUCAUUUUCUAGAACUGUUGGCCUCAACUUCUCAGUUGCCAUGAGUCCCUCUGCAAAAAUUCAGGGGUGCUGAAACAUGAAGACCAUGGGGCUAUCUCCAGUCUUAUAAAUGAAAGACUGACCUUCUACCGGAAGAAAUGGAGGGCUGGGCUGGAGAGGAAGGUGUCUCAGUGACCGUGGGAUGGCCUGCAGCUCUGCAGCUCUUUGAAUGAUGGAACCAACAAUGAAAAAGCUGAUGGUGUGCCUUAUAGGGAGCUAUACAAAUGUAGGGGAUUAUCAUUAUGCUUAUGGCAUUAUCUUGUGGUACAAAUGUGAGUGACUUUUGCAUGGAGGACAUGACUCACAGAGGCUUAGGAACCCCCCGUCUUUUUAUUAUUGCCAUGAACCUAAGGUUCUGUGACACAGGCCCCAUUAACAUUUCUCUCCCCCAUAAUAUUAACAUUGCAUUUCUGGGGCUGCACUAUGGAAUACUCUCUGCCUUUCCAAUUCAACAGAAAUCUGAGUGGUUGUGUCGACUGGUUCUCAUUGGAUUGGGUUACUCUCCUUGUGUGUGAUGAAAGAUGAGCAAUAUUUCAAAACAAAGUACUGUGUUGUAAUAAUUUGCCUGGAUUCCCAGGGUGUCUUUUAUCUGACUUGAUAACAACGUAGUUCAUUAGCAGCCUUUGUUAACUGAUAACCUAAAGCGGUAACAUGAUACUCAUAAGCAAUUUUCUGUGUGUAAGAUAGAAUAAACCAUCUUGUAAGGUA
This is a messenger RNA of Panthera uncia (snow leopard), 1724 nucleotides long. It is a transcript of the gene TMEM273, whose product is annotated as transmembrane protein 273. The coding region runs from base 273 to 560 and encodes 95 amino acids. The record is from RefSeq and is a predicted model, not a curated record. The transcript has 5 exons. Lineage: Eukaryota; Metazoa; Chordata; Mammalia; Carnivora; Felidae.